GUAAAAUGAAGUUUAUGUUUUACAGUAGCUUAAUGGAAUAUAGAGUGGAAUGAAGACUGUCAUUCAAGUCAAAUUUCGACAAACGGAUGUACGAUAGACAAAAGACCAUGAUAAAAGAUGCAUGAGGGAGAUUUGUUCAGGCAGAAUGAUUCUGAUUGCUCCUUAGGUGGUAAUAAUGAGUGAUGACCAAAUUUGUAUCGGGACUAUGUGGACACUUCUCUAACAUUAAGCAGCCGUCCUAUACUUACUACUACAAUGGCAUGUGGAAGAGGCAGCGGAGGAGCGAAGGGUAAGGGAAUAGGUCAAGGUCGGGGCAAAGGCGAAGGUUCAGUGUUUAUUCUUAUUGGUUAUGUCAUCGUGCUGGUCUUACUAGGACUUGUGAAGUUUAUCGUUGGACUGGUUUUCCGCAAUGACUGCCCUGCUGAUCGUGCAAUUCCAGCAUUAAUAGCCGGAACAGGUGGUGCCGAGACCGUUAUCGAUGUUGUUGUAGGUUGCGUUGGAACAUUUGCUAAUGCCGCUGAGAGUGGUGUUGUAGGAGGUGUUUGUCUUAUUGUUGAACAUUUUAUAAGCAUCAUUGUAGGAAGUAUUUAUAUCUUUCACAACUAUGCUUAUUUAUCUGGUGGCUGUGAUGGUGCCGAGGAAUGCUGCGAUCAGAAUUUUAUGAAGUUCGCUCUAGGUGUCACUAUUAUACAAUGGAUCAUUUUACUAUCUCCUGUUGUUGUUAUGGUGGUAUAUUUUCUGAAAAAUUAGGAUAUAUAACAAUUGCUAAACCUUUGUUCUUAUUAAUGUAUUGGGACUGCUGUGUUACAUUGCCGGAAUGUAUAUCCAUUUCAUAGAGACUUGUGUAGAAUAUAUAUUUAUGUAUGCUUAAACCAUCUUUAAGACAUUUUGAGAAACAAAGCCAAAGAGUGUCUAGCUGUAUGAUUUCGUCAUAUGUUAUAAACAAACAUUUAUUUAUUUGCUUUAAAACAAUUCUUUUUAUUUAUUGUCAUUAAAAGGAACUUAUAAUGGCUACAUUAUACCCCAGUCACACAUACGGCGCUGACAGCUACGUCUAGCCACGGAUAGAAACGUAAUAAUCCGUAUCGAGCCGUACUUGAGCCGUACCUUAAAGUAGUAUUCUGUAUCAAUCCGUAAGGCUCAGGUACGAACCGAUACGGAUUACUACGUUUCUAUACAUGGCCAGACGUAGCUAUUCGCGCCGUAUGUGUGACUGGGGUAUAAGACUUCAUAAUAUGUUAAUCAAUUUGAACUGUUUCUUUAACAUUUUCAAUCUAUUUGUGUAAAAUAAAACAGUGUCUGCUUCAUA
Molecule: messenger RNA, 1309 nt
Organism: Mercenaria mercenaria
Lineage: Eukaryota; Metazoa; Mollusca; Bivalvia; Venerida; Veneridae
Exons: 7
Coding region: 256-750 (164 amino acids)
Source: RefSeq, a predicted model, not a curated record